AUGUGGUCCGUGAUCCUCGUCCUGCUGUCCCACCUGGACGGAAACUUCGCGAAGGGCCACUUUCUCGUUCUCCCUCUGGAUGCAGAGAGAGGCGGCAAGGAGGUGUUUUACAUGCUCAACAGCACCUUCUGCGCCAGGAGCUCCAGCGCGGGAGGGAACUACAUGAUCCGGCAGGUGUCGGACGGCAUCGAGGAGGUGCGAUCUGUCCACGACCCCGCGGGAAACCUGCUGGACUGUUCCGUCACCAGCAACCCGAUGGAAGUGAAGUCCUUCAUGCACGUGUGCCGCCUGGGGCUCAAGGAGCAGAGGGGCAGGCGCGCUGCUUCCGAGCGGAGUCGGGCGAGCGUGGCCGAGGCGAAAUCGCAUUGCCGGGCGUUCCACGCUCAGAGGAGGUCGAAGCGAACCGAGCGCUCCGCCGCCGGCUCCUCCAACUCGCCGGCCGCUCCCAGCGCUUCGGUGCCGGAGAGCAGGAGCAGGAAGGGCACAGAGGGUCCCGAAUCCGGCCGCGUCCCGCGCAGAACCAAGCGCGGCUUCACCUACCCGGGGACACUGUGGUGUGGAGCAGGCAACAUCGCGGACAGCUACGACCACCUGGGUGAAUUUGCAGAGACGGACAGUUGUUGCAGGAUCCAUGACCACUGCCCAUAUGUCAUCCAGGCCUUCUCCCACAACUUUGGUUAUACCAACUUUAAAUGGCAUUCCAUCAGCCACUGCAACUGCGACAAUGCGCUGAAGGACUGCUUACGAAAGGUCAAUGACACAUCCUCCCGGGUGGUUGGCCAGGCAUUCUUCAAUGUAAUUGAGGUGCCAUGUUUUGACUUCACAUAUGAGGAGCAGUGUGUGGAACGCCACUGGUAUGGAAUGUGCAAGAGAUAUGACAACGUCCCUGUGGCUGUGAUGAAAGAAUCUAUACCAUAUGACUUUGGGGGCAUAGAUGUCAUUGACAAGCUGACGAUAGCACCUCGAGUACUGAAAGCGAAGGAAGAUGGAGAGGGGUUGGAGACCACCACCCCGGUACCAGCAUCAAGCCUUCAGAGCACAACCCAUGAUGAGCCCUCCAUUGGGAGGGUUGUUACGGCAGCAGAAGAUUUCAUUAAGGUGCUUGCCACUGUUUCCACCUCUCACAGCUCCACAGUUGAGGCUGCUAAAGAAGAGGUGUCAGGCACCAACAGAAAGAACAGAAAGAAGAAGAAGAAGAAGAAGAUGGGCAAGAAGAAAAAAGGCAGCAAGAAAAAAGGCAAGGGGCGGAAGCGAAAGCAGAGAGUAAACACCCUUGCCAAAGUGGAAGAGGCCACCAGCGUGACUCCGACAGGUCCCAAAAUGAAGGAUGUCAUUGACAACAGUCUUGCAAACAAUCCCACUUAUGAUGGGCACAAGGUGGAGCAAAGUUUGAACACCUUUGAUAACAGCCUGGCAGGUGUGCAAGACAAAGGAGAGCUUUCUAAUGAACUUAUGAAAGAUGAACCCCAAAGACAGUCAGAUAACACAGUCAUCAGUGCCGUCACCUCUGCUGCUGCUCUUCUGGUUGAGCCUGAAAAGCUGGAGUUUCACAAACUUCAGCACCAAAGAGGAAAAGGCCAUCUCUCCUUGAUGGGGAAUGCAACAAAAAUGAAUGUUGUACAGCUCAACAGGCAAAAGUCAGCAGAAACACAAGGAGCAGGGACAAAACAAAAAACAACUCCUGAACCUGCAACACCAAGUUCCAGUACCACAGCCACAGAUAAAACCCAAAAAAACACAAGGUACAAUACAGAUACUACCCCCUCAGCUAUCUUUAAUGGUGACACUAAUUGGGGGUUUGGACCCCAAAAGUUACAAAGUCACAAAAUAAAAGGAUUGUUGACUACAACUGCCAACACACCCAAUGUGAACUUUCUCAAAAAUACAAUGCACAAGCUCAAAGACAAACAAGGGAAAAAGAACAGAGGAAUUCCUCUUUCCAUGCUUAAUAUUACUAAUCCCAGUGCAACAAAAAUCCAGACAACCACAAGUUACAUCUCUGGCACCAAUGCCUCGCCCUCCUCUAACAUCCGCAGCGGUGGGACGGUUGAGCUAAAAAGCUCAGAGAGCAAAACCAAACAAGAUUUUGUGACAAUGUCCACAGUGCCCACUUUCAAUGUUACUCAAGUAAAGCAGCGUAAGGGAAGACGGGGACGAAGAAGAGGGAGGAAGAUCACUCCCACUUUAAGCAGUGUUGUGCCUUCUGUUUAGGUUGCUACCUGCACAGAUCUAAAGAGAGAAAUGAUGUAAAUGGUGAAAGUAACAAACUGUAUG
Molecule: messenger RNA, 2274 nt
Organism: Scleropages formosus (Asian bonytongue)
Lineage: Eukaryota; Metazoa; Chordata; Actinopteri; Osteoglossiformes; Osteoglossidae
Gene: proca1
Product: protein interacting with cyclin A1
Exons: 4
Coding region: 1-2211 (736 amino acids)
Biological process (GO): arachidonate secretion; phospholipid metabolic process
Molecular function (GO): A2-type glycerophospholipase activity
Source: RefSeq, a predicted model, not a curated record